AAUUUUUAAAUACAGCCAAAAGCGUUCAUUUUGCAUCCAAGCUGUCAUAGAAAUGGCUACUUCAAAGAGGAACAAAGCGUACGCGUACGCUUGUAUCCAGCGCGUCUGCUCCAGUGGAGAGGAGAUGUGCCAACGCUCUAGUGUGGAGGAUGAGGAUACUUUAUCUGAGCCAGAGAGAGCAAAACAGAGCAUACAAUGGCGGAACUAGUUUUACGGAAACCGAAGAGAUCUCAAGAACGUAUUGACGUUGGAGCAUGGAAGAGUCUAUCCUCUAAGACGCGUGGGGAUGGUCACAUACCAGCCUUGCUGGAGCAUAACACACACUGCUGCAACUGCAAGUAUUGUAGAGUCAUCCUCAAGGAGACGAAGUGUUGGACCCAGGCAAGGAAGGAGGAUAUAAACGUCGACAUAAAGAUUGGCGAUCGUGUGCUAAUUCAGGAGAUGUUGCCUGGGGUGGUCAAGUAUGUUGGUGAUCUGGACAGUGUGUACACUAAUGGAGCAGUGUACGUUGGAGUCAAGCUGGACGACUGUGUUGGUGAUCAUGAUGGUGUGUUUAACAACAAGAGGUACUUUGAGUGUCCUCAAAUGCACGGUGUCAUUGCACCCAUCGAGGAUGUCAACCUCCUCGUCCCAACUGACGGCCGCAGUAUCAAGCCCAACAGGUUUUUCUCAAUGCCUUCCUAUGAUCUGGACUCUCUCACAAGCCUGGAGUCAUGGUCCAGUGAUCCAGAGGUCGUCCAGCGAACAGUGUCAGAGAAUAGAUUAUCCACUCCCCUACCAGACUACCACUUUGAUCCUAGUGCCAGCAUCCAGAGCCAGAGACCCCAGUCUGGGAAGAAAUGCAGUAGAUCUCAGUCUGGAAAGAAUUGCAGUAGACCCCAGUCUGAGAAGAGACCACAGUCUGGGAAGAAGAAACGCAAUAGCAAGAAACUGUGCCACGAGGAUGGAGUGACUAGGUCUGGUGUGUUCAUCUGUGAUGCUCCUGGUAGCAUUGCUGCUGAGAUUGGUGGCCUGGAUCCUGACACCAAGAAGAGGCUAUUAGCCAGCCUCAGUCUCCACAAGAACACCAUUACUGAUAACCUGGGGGAGAAGAUCAUCAUUCAGUCUGCCACUAACGUUCCCCCCACCCCACCCUCUAGCCCUACUGUCCCUAAAGCGUACACUGCUCAACCCACCAGUAGCAGCAUCAGUGCAGUGCAUAAUAAGAAGCCUCUGGUCAGGUUUGUAGUGGGAAGCUCCAAUUCCAUUGUCACUGACUUGAAGAAACCGUGUAGUCCACCCGUCUCUAAACUAGUGACCAACAAAGUGGCUGCCAUGCGUGGUGGUACUGUCAAGAAGGAACCAUAUGUGACAGGACCAGCUGUGUCAGAGGACCCCCUGGCCAGUGUAGAGGACCCCCCUGUGAUACCCAAACUGAGGUUGCCCUUGUCAGAUGACACACAAUCAGUGGCUAAUGAGAAACCACUCCUACACACAGCUACCUCCUUCACAGGUCAAAUGCUCUCUGGGCUGCCCUACCGGGACGCCAUUACCCCUCAGCCUGGCAGUGUGUGUAAGAGUGAUGAGGAGGAGCUGCAGGAGUGGGUGGACAAGUGGGGGGGUGGGCUAGCCGGCUGGACCAAGGCUCACACUCUGCAGAAACUCAGAGAUGCUCAACGCAAGGGACAGAAAGAGCUAGAGUGGCAGAUGAAAGUUGAUGAACUGGAGAAAAAUGACCUGUACACCCCCAGAGUCAAGAACAUUCAAGAGUUGCGUGAUGAGAUUGUGAAGGCACGUGAGAGAUACAAGUCCACCCACCUUCAACUAGAGCAAUGCAAGGCCACCCUCUCCUGCUCUGAACUGAGCAAGCAGAUCGAUCAACUGGAGGAUCAAACUCAAAGACUGAGAGAGAUGAACGAGUGUCUGCUGGGGAAGGUGUUGGACCACCCUCUCUUUGAUGUGGUGAGGGAGGCUGUACAGUACCUGGGAUUAGAUAUCAACCACGAGGGGAGACUACAUGAGGUGGAGGAGGGGCAGGCUGAGGCUGAGGCAGAGGGAGCUACAGAAGUGCUAGAUGCACAGCCGGUCUAGCCAGAGACUGAAAAUUGAACUCAGUAUAAAUACGUUGACAAUGUUGACAAUGCUAAAAAUUAAUCUAAUGUUAUGCAUAAUACAGUUAGCUAUU
Messenger RNA from Halichondria panicea, 2164 nucleotides. RefSeq lists its product as uncharacterized. The transcript is spliced from 11 exons. The record is from RefSeq and is a predicted model, not a curated record. Bases 196 to 2070 code for a protein of 624 amino acids. Gene Ontology annotation, biological process: cytoplasmic microtubule organization. Gene Ontology annotation, cellular component: microtubule plus-end; cell cortex; nucleus. Gene Ontology annotation, molecular function: microtubule plus-end binding. Lineage: Eukaryota; Metazoa; Porifera; Demospongiae; Suberitida; Halichondriidae.